AUGUCUCGUUCUCUGGAGGGCAAGCUCGGCAUCGUGACCGGCGCCUCUCGAGGCAUCGGCGUCGCCAUUGCCGAGAACCUCGCCGCUAAGGGCUGCAACCUCAUUCUGGGCUACACCUCCCCCUCCUCCAAGACUCCGGCCGAGCAGCUCGCCACCGACCUUCAAACCAAGCACAAUAUCCAGACCCUCGCCGUCCAGGCCGACAUGGGCACAACCGACGGCCCCGCGUCCCUUGUCGCGACCGCAAAGGCCCACUUUGAGGGGCUCAACGGCGGCAGGUUCCAGGUCGACGUGCUCAUCAACAACGCCGGCGUCGCCCACAACAACCUCCUGCCCGCCGUCACGGUCGACCAGUUCGACGUCUCGUACCGCGUCAAUGUCCGCGGCCCGCUCCUCCUUGUCCAGGCCGUGCAGCCCUACCUGCCCACCGACCGCAGCGGCCGCAUCGUCAACAUGUCGUCCGUCAGCUCCUCCACCGGCUUCCCCGAGCAGAGCGUCUACGGCGGCACCAAGGCCGCCCUCGAGGCCAUGACCCGCACUUGGGCUCGCGAGCUCAGCGAGAACGCCACCGUCAACGCUGUCAACCCGGGCCCCGUCCUGACUGAGAUGUACGCCGGCAACACCCCCGAGUUCAAGCGCUUCAUCAAGGGCUUCAUCGAGCACGCCCCGCUUAUGAAGGCCCGCCCGGGCGUCGACUCGGACGACCUCGUCAAGGCCGCCGAGGAGGAGGGCGGUCGUCCGGCGUAUGUCGGCGAGAUCGCCGGUAUCGUCGGCAUGCUCGUCUCGGCCGAGUCGGCGUGGUGUACGGGUCAGGUUGUGUGUGCCAACGGUGGCAUGUUGUUUGGCAUGCAGUGA
Messenger RNA from Colletotrichum higginsianum IMI 349063, 855 nucleotides. RefSeq names its product Short-chain dehydrogenase. Gene Ontology annotation, molecular function: oxidoreductase activity, acting on the CH-OH group of donors, NAD or NADP as acceptor. The transcript has 2 exons. NCBI's taxonomy places the organism in Eukaryota, Fungi, Ascomycota, Sordariomycetes, Glomerellales, Glomerellaceae. The record is from RefSeq and is a predicted model, not a curated record. The coding region runs from base 1 to 855 and encodes 284 amino acids.